This is a messenger RNA of Fukomys damarensis (Damara mole-rat), 1176 nucleotides long. RefSeq names its product fms related receptor tyrosine kinase 3 ligand (gene Flt3lg). Gene Ontology annotation, molecular function: receptor tyrosine kinase binding; cytokine activity. Gene Ontology annotation, biological process: positive regulation of cell population proliferation. The record is from RefSeq and is a predicted model, not a curated record. NCBI's taxonomy places the organism in Eukaryota, Metazoa, Chordata, Mammalia, Rodentia, Bathyergidae. Gene Ontology annotation, cellular component: membrane; cell surface. The transcript has 9 exons. Bases 191 to 916 code for a protein of 241 amino acids.
GCCGAGCCCGGCGAGGCGCCGCUGUCCCGCGAGGGGGCGCCCUCCGCCACUGCCCAGUUUCACCCCCGCUCGCAGUCUCCCCCCAAAUUCCCUUUCGCUUUCGCUCCCUGGCUGUCACCCAGCUUGGCCCUUCCACACCCAGCUGGGGCGAGCCUGACCCGGCCACAGGCAUGAGGGGCCCCGGGCCGCGAUGACAGUGCUGGCGCCAGCCUGGAGGCUAAAGUUCCCGCUGCUGCUGCUGCCUCUGCUGCUGCUGCUGCUGCCAAGCCCCAGCCUGCUCGGGACCCCCAGCUGCUCCUUCUCCCACAACCCCAUCUCCUCCAACUUCAAAGUCAAAAUCAGCAAACUGUCUGACUACCUGCUCAAGGAUUAUCCAGUCACUGUGGCCGCCAACCUGCAGGACGAGCCGUUCUGUGGGAAGCUCUGGCACCUGGUCCUGGCCCAGCGCUGGAUGGAGCGGCUCAAGACCGUGGCCGGGUUAAAGAUGCAAGAGCUCCUGGAGACGGUCAACACAGAGAUUCACUUUGUCACCUCAUGUGGCUUCCAGCCCCUCCCCAGCUGUCUUCGCUUCGUCCAGACCAACAUCUCCCACCUCCUGCAGGACACUGUGGCUCAGCUGGAAGCCAUGAAGCGCUGGAUCACUCACCGGAACUUCUCUCAGUGCCUGGAGCUGCGGUGCCAGCCCGACCCCUCCACUCCACUGCCCCCAAGGAGUCCUGGGGCCCUGGAAGCGACAGAGCUGCCUGCCGCACCAUCGCACUCCCCGCUCCUGCUGCUGCUGCUGCUGCUGCCCGCCGCCUUCCUGCUGCUGCUCGCUGUCUGGUGUCGGUGGUGGUGGCGGCGGCGGCGACGGUGCAGAACGAGGUGCAGGACGCCCGUCCCCCAGGAGCCGGCGGUGCUGCUCCUCCAGAGCUGAGUUGCCUGGCUCCUGGUCCUGAGGAGGACGCUGAGGCCCGGGUAGAGGAGCCACCUGCCAGAGGACGCCCGAGCACAGCGGAAAUUGGCGGCAGUCUGAUGUCUCACUCGUCAAUGCUGUUGCCCUGGCGCUCUUCCCAGGACCGAGGCGAAGCCAGGACAUGGCCCCAGCCCCACUCACCCCGCGCUGUACAAAGCCCUGUCCUCAGAAACCUGUACAUAAAUCCUUCUUUUCUACCAGCUCUGGUCGGCCUGUCUGUG